This is a messenger RNA of Spodoptera exigua (beet armyworm), 1020 nucleotides long. NCBI's taxonomy places the organism in Eukaryota, Metazoa, Arthropoda, Insecta, Lepidoptera, Noctuidae. The record is from the annotation of a GenBank genome assembly.
AUGAAUGAGCCGCGCCCCCCGCCCCUCGCCCCGUACCCCCGGCACGCCCUGCCCCGCACGACCGCGUGUGGCCUUCUACCACCGACACUACAGAUCGGCAAACGAUCAGACGGAUUACCUGAUGGUAAGCAAUCAGCGCCGCCUAUGGAAACCUGCCACAAUAGAGGAGUUACGACUGUAGAAUCUGGCACGGGUGCUUCGCCGGCUCGCCAGCGCGCGUUAUUUACGAGGGGGUGGCCGCCUCCCUGCUGCACCCGAGAUAGUGCCUUCCCCGGAAGAGCGACGCCGCCGCCGCGCAGCGCCGCGCCGAGCGUCUCGUGCCGCGCCGAACGAGCCCUUGCGGCCGCGGCGCAGGGUGCACUAUGCCGCGGCGUCGCGCGCCACCUCAGCACCUCGCUUACACCUCGCUGCUGCUUGUGCAGAUUGCUGCCAACCCGCACUUGCUACGACGCCGCACGGCCCACGAAUAUCACCUCUACGACAAACGCCAUACGGUCACCGCUCGAGGACGCUUGCCCGCUUUCUGUUCACACGGCGCCCACCGCUUUCCUACAUUACAUUAUACUGAAGAUGUCUGUAUUUCUUGUUUAUGAUAGCAUAAAACUAUGUUAUGACGUGCAAGUUCAAUUAGUGUGUGUGGUGUGGGAGGCUUCGCGGGGCGACGGCGGCCGCCAUCUAGCGGGCGUCAGCGCCGCCCACCGCCGCCUCGCGCGCCUCCAACCUCCUCGCGACCACAUGUCGCUUAUGAAUAUGAGGCGUUAUGAUUAUGAAAAUAUGCCCCGCCCCGAAUAUGGAAUAUGGAGGAGGGGGGCCCGUGUAGCGCGUGCGAAUGGGCGAAGUUUGAUUUAUGAGCCGGGCGCGGCCCCGCCUCCCUGUCAUAACCGUAUACCUGGUGCGCGCGCGCGCUGCCGCCCGCCGCCCGCCGCCGCCUCGCGCUCAGUCCCGCUUCGGAUGGCGAGUGGUGCGCCCGGUCACACGCCGCGUCCGCUCCGCACAGAGUACUUCGUCCGAGCCGAGUAG